Molecule: messenger RNA, 1691 nt
Organism: Copidosoma floridanum
Lineage: Eukaryota; Metazoa; Arthropoda; Insecta; Hymenoptera; Encyrtidae
Product: beta-ureidopropionase-like
Molecular function (GO): beta-ureidopropionase activity
Source: RefSeq, a predicted model, not a curated record
ACCAUGCACGACACACAUGGAGGCAAAGAGAGACGGAGCAACGGCCUGCUGCAUAACUCUUGUCUCCGACCAAUCCCCGGCGACGAUUUCUGCAAAUAUUUUUAUCGACUCGCCGAUAUUGGACGUCUAUAUAAGCCCGGGCACGAAGAUCAGCCGAUCCAGAAGUCGACAAUUGUUUAUCUUCCGAUUGUCACCACACUCGUGCGCUCGUUUUUAUUGUUGUUGUUGUUGUUGUUGUUGUUCAUCCACUCAAUUGUCGAAGCGCAAUAGGCCAAAGCAUGGAGAUCUUCGGAGACGCCAAGACGACCGGCCUCGAGCACCUCACCCUCGAACAGAUGCUCGAGGACAAUCUGCCCGAGCCCAUCCUCAAGGAGGUCAAGCGAAUCAUCUAUGGCCGCGAAGUCGAGCCGAUCGAGCUGCCGAAAUUCGAAAAGGGCGUGCAGUGCGACCUCAAGGGUUUCAAGAUGGGCGGUGCUGUCGAGGAGCAGUUGAGGCCCCCGAGGAUCGUGCGGGUCGCCGUGAUCCAGAACUCCAUCGUCCUGCCGACGACGGAGCCGAUUCGAGAGCAGCGCGACGCCAUACACAAGAAGAUCUGCAAGUACAUCGAACACGCGGCCUCGUGCGGUGCCAACAUCGUCUGCCUCCAGGAGGGCUGGCCGAUGCCCUUUGCCUUCUGUACCCGGGAAAAGUACCCCUGGUGCGAGUUCGCCGAGGAGGUGGACUCGGGCCCGACGACCGAGUUGAUGUGCUCCUACGCGCGCAAGUACAAAAUGGUGAUAAUAUCGCCGAUCCUCGAGCGCGACGGUAUCCACGGCGAGGUCAUGUGGAACACGUCGGUGGUGAUCGGUAGCGACGGCCGAGUGAUCGGCAAGCACCGCAAGAACCACAUUCCGCGUAAAAACGACUUCAACGAGUCUACGUACUACAUGGAGAGCAACCUCGGCCACCAGGUCUUUGACACCCCGUACGGCAAGAUAGCGAUCAACACCUGCUACGGGCGUCACCACCCGUUGAAUUGGCUCAUGUUCGGUAUCAACGGAGCGGAGAUCGUUUUCAAUCCGAGCGCCACCACCAAGACCCUGUCGGAACCGCUGUGGCCGAUCGAAGCGCGCAACGCAGCUAUUGCCAAUGGCUACUACACUUGUGCCAUCAAUCGAGUUGGGACGGAGAUUUUUCCCAAUGCUUUUACAUCCGGGGAUGGAAAACCAGCGCACAACGAUUUUGGACACUUUUAUGGGAGCUCGUACAUCGCGGCUCCCGAUGGCACGAGAACUCCGGGGCUGUCGAGGAACGAGGAUGGCCUGCUCGUCGCCGAAAUCGAUCUCAACCUUUGCAGGCAGAUAAGGGACUUUUGGGGCUUCAGGAUGACUGCGAGACUCGACAUGUAUGCUGAAGCUCUAGCCAAAGCGGUGAAACCUGAUUACAAACCACAAAUCGUUAAGCAAUAAGUAAACAGUUUAUGUAUACUUGCUGUAAAAAAAAAAAAAAAAAAAAAGAACAAUCAUUUUAAUUUCAAACGUGCUUGACUUUUAAACGGGAUCGUCAAAUGUUUGUCUGCAGAACACUGUAUUUUUUACCGCUUUAACUUGUUGAUUUAAUUAUAUCGAUCAAUAGUCAUUUGAAUAUUUUAGUAUUCACAUGUUUUUCUAUAUUUUUAUUAAUAAAACUGUUGAAACAAUUCUAUGGAGGGA